Molecule: messenger RNA, 720 nt
Organism: Closterium sp. Yama58-4
Lineage: Eukaryota; Viridiplantae; Streptophyta; Zygnematophyceae; Desmidiales; Closteriaceae
Source: the annotation of a GenBank genome assembly
AUGGGUCGCCUGCGCAUCACUCCCCGCAUUCUCAUCGGCCACAGCUUCGGCGGCAAAGUGGCUCUAAGCAUGAUAGACCAAGCAGCCAAGCCCAUGCCCAGCGCUAUCAAGGUGUGGGUGUUGGACGCUACACCAGGCAAAGUGAGGGCAGGGGGCGACGGGGAGGAUCACCCAGCUGACCUGAUCGAUGCGCUCAGAGGCAUGCCGCCGCUGAUUCUGGAUCGCAGCGAGGUGGUGAACUCUCUCCUCUCGCAGGGCUUCUCCAAGCCCAUCGCGCAGUGGAUGACCACCAACCUGUCCAGGACGCACCUGCCCUCACUAGAUCUCGUGCGGGACCUGCCUCCUUCACAGCAGCAGCUGCACGAGGCGGCGGCGAGGGCGGCGAGUAGGGGGCAGGCGGCGUAUGGGUGGGCGUUUGAUCUGGAGGGGAUUGCCCAGAUGUACUCGUCGUAUGAAACCACGAAUCUCUGGCACUUGGUGGAGGAUGUGCCAGAAGGGGUACACAUCAACUUCCUGCGAGCUGAAAGAUCGCUGCACCGGUGGGCACGGGACGACAUUCGGAGGAUACUGGGAGCAGAGCAGGAGGCGAUGGGGCAUGGCGCUGCUGUGAGGAUGCACGUGCUGGAGGAUGCUGGGCACUGGGUCCACACCGACAACCCUGACGGGCUCUUUCAGAUCCUCGCGCCUUCCUUCGGCCCCUCGCGCUUCAGAGACCAUUAG